AUGCCGGUAAACACAGUUUUCUCCACCACCCCUGGCGGAAGCGCGGAUAUACCCGUAGAUAUUGUUCUCGUGCACGGGCUGGAUGAGAAAACCAGUUCAGCUUGGACGCAUGAAGAAUCCGGAUGCUUCUGGCCCCUCGAUCUGCUGUCUAAGGAAGACAACAUCAUAGCCCGGAUUUUGUCGCUGGAGUAUAAAGCAGACGUGCCAUCAUUCUUUGGUAGCAGCUCAGCUGACAGAAUUCUUCAUCAUGCGCAAACACUUGUUGAAGAGCUCAAUGCGGAACGGGAGCACGAUGGUACCAACAGACGACCGAUCCUCUUCAUCUGCCAUGGUCUUGGUGGGAUCAUUGUCAAGAAAGCCUUGAUCUACUCCUCGAUGAGCACAUCGUCCAAAUUUUUACAUCAACUUUCGGUCUUAUUUUUUUUCGGCACUCCACAUGAAGGCGUAAAGAAGGCAAAUUGGUCCUUAUUAACAAGGGGUUGGAAGGGACUUUUGAAAGAUCGCAGCAAUUUCAUCACUGCGAUGGAGAAGGACUCAGAAACAAUGGAGAACAUCACCGAGCAAUUCGCGCCGUUGCUCAAGCAAUUCCACAUACAUAAUUUUUGGGAAACACUGGAGACGCAUCGGGCUUUUACCCGAGGUUAUAUUGUCACCCCUUCUUCAGCGGCUCCCGCGUGGGACGAUACGGGUCGCUCUGGUCUCCCUGGGACCCACUCUAGUAUGUGCAAGUUUCGCGACCGAGGGGAGCCUGGAUAUAAGACUAUCUAUGGAGUUCUCGCCAGAUUUCAGAAACUGGCGGGUCCCACCAUAUCGGCGCGUUCAAAGCAAGCCGAUGAUUUUCUGAACACGCAACGACAAUUUGAGGCAAACGAAAUCCUGGCUUUUAAUGUUCACCAAGGAAAUAAACCUUUUAGUCUCACGUUGGAAACGACAGCCAAUAUUGGAAAUAAACAUUUCUUGGUCCCACACGAGAUCAGCAAGUUCUAUAUAGGAAGAGAAAAACUGGCACUCGACCUGCGAGAAAGGUUCCUUGCACCCUUGGAUAAACAAAAGCGCUAUGUUCUCUAUGGGCUUGGUGGGUCUGGCAAAUCACAAUUUUGUUUGAAGUUCGCCUCGGAUAAUAAGCAAAGGUUUUGGGGGGUGUUUUGGGUGAAUGCCAGCACCCAGGCAUUGGCCGAGCAGGCAUUCUGCGACUUCGCUCGCAUUGAGAAUCUUGAGGAAAAAUUCGAAACAGGUCUGCAUUGGUUAUCAAAGCAGGAGCGACCGUGGCUUCUGAUCAUUGACAAUGCUGAUGACACUCAAUUCGAUUAUGCUCGUUACUUUCCAGCUGGUGGUCAGGGACAUAUCAUACUUUCCUCACGCAACAUCCAGUGUCAAGUACAUGCAACAAUAGGAUUCCAAGAGUUCAUCAGCUUGGAAGAAAGUGAUGCCAUCACUCUCCUACUGCGCUCAUCUCUCCUUCCUGGGGAUAAAGAGGAAUUAAGAAACACUGCCCUUGCUAUAGUUAAGGCGUUAGGGUAUCUUCCACUGGCACUCAUUCAAGCUGGUUCAUUCAUUCAACAAAACCUUUGCUCGUUGGACGAAUACUUGGAUGUAUUCAAUUCCUCGAAGAAGAUUAUUUUCUCAAAUCACCAAAUACAGGGCAGAGGCUCCUACGAGCAUAAUAUUUACACAACGUUUGAGGUUUCAUUCAAUGAAAUCGCCAGGAUGCGGACGCAGAGAGCAAUGGACGCUGUUGAAAUUCUUCAGUUAAUUUCCUUCUUUCACAAUAACGAAGUGCCCGAGGCUCUUUUUCGAAAUGCAUGGGGCAAAAUAUCGGUUCAUAAACAAGGAAUCCCCACAGCUGUCUACGAAAGAGUUGCGCGUGUUUUUGGAGAUCUUGUCACAAUCUCGACGUCCUAUUGGGGCUGGCUUACUUUCUUGGCCGAAGGUCGCUUUCCACGAAUCUUCUCACAAGCUGGCAAGCGGUGGGAUAAAAUUCGUUUUCGGGACGCAAUUGCUCUUCUUCGGUCAUACUCUUUGAUAUUCCAAAAUACCACAGUAGAGAGUUACUCAAUGCAUCCAAUGGUUCAAUUUUGGGCCCGCGAACGCCUGAGACCUCAAGCACAAAAGUUGUGGGGCAUUAUGGCAGCGAGAGUUCUAGCAGAGAGCAUUACCACAGCAACAAAGGAGUCGGAUGUGAUCUAUCGGAGGCACCUAAUACCCCAUGUCGAUUCUUGUUUAAGUAUUGAUGCUGUUGACUCUCGGCAGGGUAUACAGUUUGAAGGCUCAAAUUCUGGUCAAUUUGCUAAAUUUGCCGCUAUAUACGCCGAGGGCGGUCGUUGGGUUGACGCCUCGAGAAUCCAAGAGCUGCUCCUCAAGCAAAGACGGGAGACAUUGGGCGAAGACAGCAAUGAAAUCCUAGAGAUCAUGGCUGAACUCUCAGAGAGUUAUUGGAAUUCGAGCGAUCUUCAAAAAGCCCUCAAGAUACAAGAAAUUCUUCUAAAGAGGUGUGAGCAGCGUCUGGGAUCAUGUGAUCCGCGUACCCUGCAAGCGAUGGAUACUCUAGGGCGCACAAAAUGGCUAUGCGGUGCGAUUUCCGAGGCUCGCGGCCUCGGAAAGCAAGCCUAUGAGCUUUCGACCAAAGUUCUUGGCGCAGAUCACCCUCUUACUUUGAGCGCCAUGACUAAUUAUGGCCGUAGCUGCGCUCAUCUCGGAGACUACAAAACUGCGCAAAGAUUGCUUAUGGCUGCUUGGGAGAGGCGAAUAAAGCUGUUGGGUGGAAAACAUUUAGACACCCUAGAGACGAUGCAAGAGCUUGCAAUGAGCUGCCUUUCGCUCAACGAAGUUGACGAAGCGGCAAACCUAAUGUACUUCGUGUUGGAUAACAGGAAGCGUCUUCUGGGCCCAGAACAUGCAUAUACUCUCUGGUCGAUGAAUGAUCUUUCAAAGAUUUAUUGUGCUCAAGGCUAUCCAAGAGAUGCCGUGGAAAUUCUCAUUCCAACCAAAGAAAUCGCGUUGCGUACCUUGGGCAUAGCUCAUAUCGGGACCUCGAUGACAUUCUUCAAUCUCGCUCAUUCCUACAUAUUGUUAGAUGAGCUUGGCCAAGCUGAAUCAAUUCUGAUGGAGCUAAUACAGAGAGAGGAGUCAUCAAUUGGACCAAACCAUGCCGAUGUAUUCUCCGCGAAGAUUGAGUUAGCCCGUGUGCUGAGAAAAAAGGGGGCACUGAGAAAGGCUAAAAGAAUUUCGCAUCAGGCCUUUGAAGGUAGAAGCGCAGUAUAUGGAUCUGAGAGCCCUCGAACCAUUCAAGCCCAAAUACUGUUUGAAAAGAUAUCUCGGGAGGUGGAAAUGACAUAA
Penicillium waksmanii is the source of this 3336-nucleotide messenger RNA. RefSeq lists its product as uncharacterized. The transcript is spliced from 4 exons. The record is from RefSeq and is a predicted model, not a curated record. Gene Ontology annotation, molecular function: protein binding. Bases 1 to 3336 code for a protein of 1111 amino acids. NCBI's taxonomy places the organism in Eukaryota, Fungi, Ascomycota, Eurotiomycetes, Eurotiales, Aspergillaceae.